Molecule: messenger RNA, 817 nt
Organism: Effrenium voratum
Lineage: Eukaryota; Dinophyceae; Suessiales; Symbiodiniaceae
Source: the annotation of a GenBank genome assembly
GUUUGCUGAAGCAACCACCGCCGUCGCCAAAGCCCGAUGAGCAAGGUGUUUCUGGACGUGGACGUCGAUGGGGAGCUCGCUGCCUUCAAGCUGGGCCAGGCCUUUGUCGAGGCCAACGACAUCAAGUACUCCUUGAGCUCCAAGGACGUGCUGGCCCUGGGCGGCUCCGAGAUCUCGCGGCUGCCGGAGCUCUUCGAGUCCGACUACGAGUGGAGCCAGAAGGGCCGAGCGCUGUUCAAGCCCCCGAACCAGCGUGUGGUGAUUGAGCUCUUCGAGAAGGAGAGCCCCAUGGGCUGUACAAACUUCAAGGCCUUCUGCACGGGUGAGAAGGGGAAGUCCAAGGAGUCUGGGAAGGACAUGUGCUAUAAGAACGUGCCCUUCCAUCGGAUCAUCAAGGGCUUCAUGAUGCAAGGCGGAGACUUCGUCACCGGCACCGGCGCCGGUGGGGAGAGCAUCUAUGGCAAGAAGUUUAAGGACGAUGCUGGUGGCUUGAAGCUGAAGCACGACGUCCGAGGCAUCGUCUCCAUGUCCAACACAGGCAAGAACUCCAACACCUGCCAGUUCUUCAUCACAUUCAGUGACCAGAGCAAGCUGAACGGCAAGCACGUGGUCAUUGGCCGUGUGGUUGAGGGCAUGGAGGUCCUGGACCGGGUGGAGGCGGAGUGUGGCACGGAGGGGGAAGGGAAGCCCACCAAGCCCGUGAUGAUCGUGGACUGCGGCGUCGCGUGAGCGGAUGCGGGCGGUGAGAGCACGGAGCUCCAAGGGUCUCGCUCGCGUGGACCGCUGGUCACUUGGGUAUGGGUCAAAAUUAAGCCAC